AUGGCUGAUGUGAUCUCAGUGCAGUAUUGGAUUGAGAGAUUCUCUUUAACUUGCAACAAGCCAGUGUCCCACCUGCAGCUUGCCUGCUGCCCAUCUCACUGUGCUGUGCCAUGGCAGGACAAGAAUAUAAGGGUUUACAACACCAACAACCUGGAGCCUCCAUUGGAACUCACUGGUCACCAUUAUGAAGUCUCUGCCAUGGUAUUUGGGAAAGUGAGAGAUCGUCUCAUCCUUUGUAGUGCUUCAGAAGAUUAUGUGAUUGUCUGGGACAUUGAUCGUUCCUACAAACAAAUCAAAGAGGGUGUAAUUGCCUCUGGUAGAGUUAUUGGCUCACUGCUUGGAAAGGUGGUUCAUUUGUCACUAUGUCCACAGAAUGCAAAAGUGUCUGCAUGCUCAGGUUCCAGAGUAUUUGUAUUGAACGCUGAGAGAGAGGAAGUGCUUGGUGUGUUGAAAGGGCACCUUGGUCCUGUAACUGCCACAGAGUUCUGUCCAUGGGACUUAAAUCUCCUCAUCUCAAUCUCAGAGGACCGUACAUUUAAGGCAUGGGAUGUGAAGAAGGGGAAUAUACUCUUUCAGUCUGCUGUGCUGUCAGCGUAUCCACUGCUUAGUCUGUUCUUCAUGGAACAAAACCGACAGCUCAUCACAGGGUCAAGUGAUGGUCAGCUUUGGAGCUACACUCUCCCUGCUGACUACAAAUGUUGCUUGGUGACAAAACUAGACCUUCUUAAGCUUGAACAGAAGAAUCAGAAAAUACAAAGGCACAACAGCCCACCUGAAAAUGGAAAAGAGGGAACAUCUAAUGAUGACAGAAUAAGAGUGGAGACAGCAAAGUCAGUUCUGAUAAUCUGGUCUGAAAGACCGGAGACCAACCAUGCUUGCAUGCAGCAAAGAGGAAGUUGUGUAUGGAUUGGCAGUUCUGACGGGCUGUAUCUGAUUGACCUGGAUUCCUCAGAUCUUCUCAUGAUUCUUCCAUUCAAAGUUGACCACUGUUUGAGUGUCUCAAUGGCAGGGUCAUGGGCCAUUUCUAAAGGACGUGGUGGCAAUAUGUGGUGUUUGGUGACCACUCUGUUUGAGCCCUCAGUCGUCCUUUUCGAGGUUAAUAGUGCUGGGCUAGAUGAUCUCUGCAUUAGUCUGGUUAAGAACUUCUAUGAGGCAGAUCAACUUUCAGUGGUGCCCAGCUCUCCUCUGCUGCCCACGUCUCCUCUGAAUGCUGAGUUGACUAAAAAAGGCCCAAAACCUCAAAGAAAAACAGGUGUAAGCUGUCAGAAGAGCAUGAAGGAUCAAGCCUUGGUUUUUCACACACAAGUGAAGUCAUCAGGAUACAAUGCAGCUCCUCAUAGGACAAUGUUUAAACCAAAGACCAACAUAAAGAAAAAAAACAAUUCUCCCUCAAAAAGUAGCACAAAUGUGAAAGGUUUGUUAAGCGAGUAUCCAUCACACUCAGCAGCACCAAGUAUGCCUUGUACUCAUCUGGCUGUUUCCACAACUCCAACCACAAUCAGCUCUCUGCAGUACUCAGGAGAUGGAAAGCAGAUUGUGUGUGGUCUUGGAGACAGUUCAGUUUUGUUGUAUAACUCCUCACUCACCAGCAACCCAGCUGUCUAUACAGGGCACAGUAAGGCUGUGAACUCUGUGUGCUGGAGUCAUUGUAAGCAGUGGUUUCUGACUACCUCUGAGGAGCCCAGCAUGAACAUCUGGACUACAAGUGCUGCUGAACCUGUUCUGACCAUGGGAGAUGAACAGUUUGCCAAGUCCAUCAGAAGUGCUCAGUUUUAUUAUCUGGAUAAGUUUUUACUGCUGGCGUCAGGAUCGAAUCUACUGCUGUACCUUUACCAUCUGGACACCACAAGAGAUGACAUUAAGAGAUAUAAGCAAAGGAGCAAGUCCAAACUGACAAAGAAAUUCAGCAUGAUGUCAGAAACAGACAUCACCGCAGUUUCAGGCAUCAAUGACUUCUUCUCCUAUAUUGUCUUGGCUGCUGGUGCUGACCGCACCAUCCAGGUGUUUGAUAUGAACCGUGGCUGUGUGGCCAAUCAGAUCCCAGACGCCCACUGUCGAGCUGUCAAUCACCUCACCCAGAACAAGGGGUCCCCAUUUUGCACACAGGGCCCAGAAUCAUACAAUCUGUUCCUGAGCAGCGCCAUAACAGACGGUCUAAAAUUGUGGGACCUACGCUCUGCAAGGUGUGUUCGUCGCUAUGAAACUCACACUAACCGCUGUCAUCACUGCACUGCAGCCUUCUCACCCUGUGGACGAUUCAUUGCUACUGGCUCAGAGGACCAAUCUGCUUAUAUAUAUGACACACGGAGCAACAACGUUCUACUUAAGCUCCAAAGACAGUCUGAAACAGUCCUAAAUGUGGCUUUCAACCCUGCCAAACCAGAGCUGUUGACUGGAACACUAGAUGGAAAACUGGCUUUGUUUCAUCCGUCCGAAUCCUCUCUUCUGCUUUAAGUAUGGGAUCUAUAUAUCCCCAAAGGCCUUGUCCCGAGUCCACCGGUGCUGCACAUUCUGCCUAAUGAAAGUCUUACCUCAGUCAAUUUGAGAUUAUAUUGCGGGCGUGCCAUCUCUGUGGGACCUACAUCAUAGAUGGGAUGUGUUAUUUCAUCAUUUCCGCCACCAUUGACAACCUACAGAUGUGAAAACCCACUCAUGCCCUGAACUGUCGAGCCAAAGACGCACCCUGAGAGAAAAGUCCAUGUGAUCUUUACAUUACAACAUGCUCACAUGCUCUGAAACACUCACGAGUAUGCAGCAUUAUAAAGAAGUUCAUUUGUCUGAACUAAUCUGAUAUACAAAAUGUUGAAAAUCCAUUUGGGGGUAAUAUACAUGUUUACACUUUUCAUUUGAGAUAUCAUUUUAUAUGUACAUUGUGGAUGAGCUUGUGAGUCCACAUCUAAAAUGGUUCAUUUACGAGACUAUGCUGUCACUUUUUAUUUGUGUAGAAUAAAACAGCCCACUUUGUAGCAACAAGUGUGGGGCUACUUAUUGACUGAAAUAAAUACUUACAGUGCUUACAAGGCACUGUUUUAGGUAAGCUUACAAGUUUUAGGUAAGCUUAAGUUAUAGGCUUUAGUACCACUGAAAUGCUGAAUCAAAGCCAUUUUGACAGUGUAAGUGAGAUAGAAGAAUGUUUAAUGAUGGGUGGUGUCCACUACAACAGUUGGCAGUUUUCUGCAUCAAUAACUUCUGUGAGAUCAUUCUGUUCUCUGCCCAUUUGUCAACUAAACUUUACAGACAUUUGCAAUUAGAAAACAACACCAGUUUAUAUUGA
Xyrauchen texanus (razorback sucker) is the source of this 3274-nucleotide messenger RNA. It is a transcript of the gene wdr27, whose product is annotated as WD repeat domain 27. NCBI's taxonomy places the organism in Eukaryota, Metazoa, Chordata, Actinopteri, Cypriniformes, Catostomidae. Gene Ontology annotation, molecular function: protein binding. The record is from RefSeq and is a predicted model, not a curated record.